GAGAAGUGAGGGACGGAGGGUUGGAGGGAUGCAGGAGAGAGAACGGAGGGGUGGAAGAGCAGAGGGAUAGAGCCUCAGUGUCAGAAGGAGGAAAAAGGGGAUUUCCAGCAGAACAGGAAGCAGGAGUGGGAUGUCACAGCUCAGCACGGGUGCCUGUGUGCUGGGAAGAACAUUUGGGAUGGCAGCUCUGUCCCGCUGCAGUCAGUGGCCGCAGCACUGGCUGCUGUCCUUAGCCUGACCCGCUCACCCCAGCUCCCACUGCUGGGUCCCACAUCCCUGGCAGAUAAUGGAGGAACCAGGCAGCUCUGUGCUCAGCAGACUUUUGUUCUGCAGCACUGGUAACCACUGAUUAUUUGAAAGUCUUUCCUUUUUCCCUCCCAGUCAGAGUUUGCCAAUAACCAUACAUUUUCAAAGGGGUAAAUAUUUGGGUCCACUGAUUGAUGGACACAGUGAUCAGAGUGAGAAUGUCCCAGUUCUGUGGAAUAUUCUCAGAAGAAGUACCCGUGGAGAGGCAGGGGAGGGUUUGAUAUGCUCUGAUAACCCCCUCUCCUCCAUGAGCCCUUGUCUUUCCCAGGGCCUCACUUUCCCCAGCUUGGCUUUCCACCUGCUCUUAUUAAAAACAUUAUCAACAUCCCUCUGCAGAUCCCAGGCUGAGUCCUUUGUUUUGUGAAGCCAAAGUCCCCAGAGGCUUCUCUUCCUCCACCCAGAAGCGCUUCAGUGACACGCGUGAUGUCACGUCUGUCACCGGCAGGAGAUUGCAGGGGGCGGCCGCUCUCUGAUCCACUGACAGUGGAAGUUUCUUUUUUCUGGAGAACUUCUCCCUAAAACAAAAGUUUUCCAUUAAAAAGGUAGUUUGACAGUAUCUAGUGUGGAGACACGGCCUGCAUUUAAAGAGAUGUUUGUUUUCUGUGGCAGCAGCACCUGGCCCCCACGGCUCCUGCCCACUUCUCAGAGCUUUGGCUCAUUUGUACAGCAGUUCCUCUGUAUCAGGGUCAGUUCUGGGGCAAGAAGCGCCAGUUUCGGUUCUGCCACGGUGUGUGGAGCCACUCCGUGGGUCAGCACACAUCACCAACACAGAACCAGGGCCAGGCAGUGCAGCCGAGGUGGCUCCCAGAUCCUUGGGCUGGUGCAGGACUGACAUGCUGGGUCAGGUUUAAGAAUCAUUUUAGUUGUGAUUUUCAGGAAAACAACAUUUUUCUGUUUGGAAAUGGGGGUUUGAGCAGCUUUAUAUGAAAUCUGCAGGCAAGAUGAAAGCCUGUUUUCCCCUUUAUUAAAUUUAAAUGAAGGCUGCUUUUGAAAAAGAAAGGAAAAUAAAAUCAAAGGUUUUCUCACAAAUAUCAGAUCCAUUAUCAGCCAUUUUCUGGUAAAAAGUCUUGAACAGUUUUACUACCUCCUUCCCCGGUGAGAAGCCCCCCUGCCCAGGGUGUCACUUUGUCCUGGGGCUCAGUCCUUGGGAGCUUUUCCCCCAGGUUCUGCAGCACCACAUCUGUCCCCAGGGAACCUCCCAGGAGCCCCCAGCACUGGGAGCAGAGGGUCUGCGGAAGGGUCCCGCAGAGAGCUCUGUAAUGGGGGUCCCACAGAGGGGAUAGCAGGAGCAGGUCCUAAAAGUCCUCUUUCCCUUGGCACCAGGCUUGUCAGGCAGCCUGGGAACCUGUGCAGGGGAUCAGGUGACUUCAGCUGCAGCUGGUGCCAGCUCUGGCACCUGCUCACGUGGCUGCCCUGGCGAGCUGAGGUGAGAGCAGAGGCAGCAGGGUGGGCUCCUGCGUGCCUGCCGGGGGUCACUGCUGCUUGGCUGAGAAGUAAAUCAAUCCCCCAAGCCAUCUGGAUUUUGGGUACCACUGUCCCUGCCCUGCAGGAAUGGCUGGGUGAGAGUUGGUGGGUGCUGCUGCCUCUGGGGGGGCGAGGGGAGCUGGGAAUGGAGCCAGCUGCCAGGCAAGGGUUGGUGGUCACCAAUGCCUGGUGGGCACUGGGGCCGUGCUCCCUGCCAGAGCUGCUCCCGUGGGGCUGUGGCUUGGAUGGCUCCGACCCUUUUGUCUCAGGUGUUCCAGGCAAACCUGUGGGUGCAAAGGUGAGGCUUCUGUGGGCUGAAUGUUUUCGUGCUGCUGAAGCGAGGGCGUACCAGGCUCUUAUCUCGAGAGUGGUGGCGCUGGCCGAGGGGCCGGGUGGGGUGGCACAAGGAUUGGGCAGGUGGGUGAAACCAGGAGAGGUAAAACAGCAAAGGGAAGGGAAACGUGUCCACACACACACGGCGCUCAGCCUGGUGGCUGGAAAAUCUGGAAUCCAGCAAGGAAUGUGCAGCGAGUGGAGAACCUGUUGUGCAGAUGCUGCUGCCUGAGAAGUGGGUAUUUGGGGGGCUAAUCAUGGAGCAAGAGAGGAAAAUAGAAGUAAAAUAGCACAAAGAAGUGAAAGCCAUGAAAAAAAGCUACUUUAAGGGACCAGGUGGUGAGUGAGGAGCUGGUGGAGGCUCUGGCAGGGGCAGCCAGGGCAAGGGAGGGCAGGGUCUGCAGGAUGUGCCAGGGCAGAGCCUGGAUCUCCCCAAUUGUGUUGGGAAAGAUGAGAGGAGAGAUUGCACCAAAACUAAACUUUGGAGUGGGAGGAGAAAUGAUGAAAGAACCCCAAAUUUCACAACUCCAAAGGCUCAGGGACAGCAGCCACCAGCGCUGGCCCCGGGUGCAUCCGUCCUGCGCUGUUGGGCAGGGGGAGAUGGAUGAGUGGCCGGGGAGCUCGGCACAAGCCACUGGCAGAGGGGACAUUGGCAAGUGUCUGCGUGACCCCGGCGAGUGGGAGAAGGAUGGGCAGGCGAGGGUCUGCAUCGGGAAAUGAGCUGGAGGGACCCGAGCCUGGCCCAAAGGGCCGGACUUGAAAACUAAAGGUUCUUAAGGCCUGGAGGAGGGUUUGGUUCCCAGCAGCGGCACUGGAGAGGGACCCUGAGCGCGGUGGGUGAAAGGCUGCGGGUGCAGCCGCGGCUCUGGAGGUCCAGGCUGGGCAGGAGGAGGAGGAGGAGCUGGAGGAGGUGCCUGUGUCGGUCCGGGAGCAGUGCUGGGACAGGAGUGUGUGCCGUGUUCUCCUGCCCGGGCACCGUCCUGCGGCAGCACCGCGGCCCGGAGCAGGGGGGCUGGCACUGCUCUGCAUUCCGGGCUCUGGGCAGUUUCCUGGGGGAGUGAAAUACAUGACCCCACCUCACUUGCCGGUGUAUUGGGAAACGGUGUUUCCAGCUGCCUUGGCAAGUCCCGAGGCGUGAACAGGGAAGUGAGAGCGGGAAGUGAAACAGCCGCCCCUGCCCUGUUCCUGCUUCCCCGUGCGCUGCUUGUGCAGCAAAUCUUCUGCAGCGUGUCCCGGGGCUCGCGUGUGCGAUGGAGACAAGUGCCGAGAGCCAUGACAGCGUAGGCCGGCGGCGGGAGAUGAUGAAUCGGUUCAGCGAGUGCGGGACGCAGACGGACGCGGUGGUGGUGCUGUCCCUGGCACAGGCUGCGGUCCUGGGCCUGGUGUCCGAUAAUGAGCUGCUUGGGGCCACCGUCACCCCGACCGGCUUCUUCCCGGGGCUGGCCGGGGAGCAGCUGGACAAUGCCACCAUGGAGCCUGGGGAGCCUGAGGGUGAGGAGCAGGCGCUCGGGGACGGGCAGGACGAGGACACCCUGGAAGCAGACUCCUCCCUGGAGAAGCACGCCCGCAGGAGGAAGAGGCCACCCGUGAGGCUGAUGCCCAAGGUCAAGAGUGAGAAGGCGGAGGCGGAGGCAGAGCCACCGUACAGCGUGUCCGUCCCUGGGGACGAGGAGGGCGAGGGGCAGCACGGCCACGAGCCCCAGCCCGCAGAGCCCAGCCAGGAGCCGGCGGUGCAGAGCGGUGCCGUGAAGAUGAUCGACCUGGACACCUUCAGCAGGAAACCCCGACGCCUGCGGCACCUGCGCCGGCAUCGGGAGCUGGAGGGCACCGAGCGCCGGCGCAGGGGCGGUGACCUGGCCAGCGGCACCGCGGGGGCCCCGCAAACCGUGGGCACCUUCGAGGCGGGUGCCCCGUCCCCGGGUGAGGCAGAGGCCCCUGCACCGGCAUCCCCCGAGCAGGUGAAGAGCGAGCAGGGCUGUGGCUGGCAGGAGCCGGGGGAGCUGGAGGCGGCCGGAGGCACUAGCGAGCACAGCAGGAAGGCGCAGCUGGACCGGCUGGACAUCAAUGUGCAGAUCGAUGACUCCUACCUGGUGGAGGCGGGGGACCGCCAGAAGCGCUGGCAGUGCCGCAUGUGCGAGAAGUCCUACACCUCCAAGUACAACCUGGUGACCCACAUACUGGGCCACAACGGCAUCAAGCCCCACUCCUGCCCACACUGCAACAAGCUGUUCAAGCAGCCCAGCCACCUGCAGACCCACCUGCUGACCCACCAGGGCACACGGCCCCACAAGUGCGGGGUGUGCGGCAAAGCCUUCACUCAGACCAGCCACCUGAAGCGGCACAUGCUGCUGCACACCGACAUCAAGCCCUACAGCUGCCGCUUCUGCGGCCGCGGCUUCGCCUACCCCAGCGAGCUGAAGGCGCACGAGGUGAAGCACGAGAGCGGGCGCUGCCACGUGUGCGUGGAGUGCGGGCUGGACUUCUCCACGCUCACCCAGCUGAAGCGGCACCUGGCCACGCACCAGGGCCCCACGCUCUACCAGUGCCUGGAGUGCAGCAAGUCCUUCCACUACCGCAGCCAGCUGCAGAACCACAUGCUGAAGCACCAGAACGUCCGGCCCUUUGUCUGCACCGAGUGUGGGAUGGAGUUCAGCCAGAUCCACCACCUCAAGCAGCAUUCGCUCACGCACAAGGGCGUGAAGGAGUUCAAGUGCGAGGUGUGCGGGCGGGAGUUCACCCUCCAGGCCAACAUGAAGCGGCACAUGCUGAUCCACACCAGCGUCCGGCCCUACCAGUGCCACAUCUGCUUCAAGACCUUCGUGCAGAAGCAGACGCUCAAGACCCACAUGAUCGUGCACUCACCGGUGAAGCCGUUCAAGUGCAAGGUCUGCGGCAAGUCCUUCAACCGCAUGUACAACCUGCUGGGGCACAUGCACCUGCACGCCGGCAGCAAGCCCUUCAAGUGUCCCUACUGCUCCAGCAAGUUCAACCUGAAGGGCAACCUCAGCCGGCACAUGAAGGUCAAGCACGGGGUGAUGGACAUCAGCCUGGACAGCCAAGAUGCCAUGAUGGAGCUGGCUGGGGCUGACCACACCGAGCUGGAUGGCCAGCAGGAGAUGGAUGACUUCGAGGAGGAGAACUCUUACGGCUACGGGGCUGUGGGCAACCCCCCAGACGAGCACACGCUGGCCGAGCAGGCCAUGAAGGAGAUGGCCUACUACAACAUGUUGUAGCCAAGCCUGGUGGGGCUGUGGGGGCUUGGUGGGGUUAAGAGGGGCUGCAGCACCCAGCCAGGCCCCCCAGAGCUGGAAGGAUGGCUUCCACCGGGCUUGGGGAACACAGGGAUGUCCGGAAGACUUUGCUGGACCUGCCUUGACUCUGUUGCUGCCCCCCUGCCCCUUCCUGCACCCUGCCCCUGGUGACUUGAAGCUGCAGGCAGGGGAGGCAUGACCCAGCAGAUCACUGAAUAAGGGAUGGAAGGGGCUGCUGUGGAGCAAGAUGAUGAGCAUCACUGAUUAUUCUACCUCCUGGGUCCCCCCUCGCUGCACAGGGGUUCUCCCUGAUGGGCAGAAGCCCCUGCCCGCAUGAGGAGGUGGGUUUGCAUUUCCCACUCCCCCCAGGGCUCCCUGUGCCAGGCCCUGGGACGCAGAACAGAGUAUUUUCAUAGCUCAGGGUGCAGUCAGCGCCCACAGCUCUGGGUCUGGAGCUGCAGCCAGCGGUGGAUCCGGGGGAGGCAAACCCAGCCCAGCCUCAGCAAAUGAUGGUAUUUUGAAAGUAAUUUAUUUUUUUCAGAUGUGCCGCGUGGUUGGAUUUAUCUUUUCACUGAGUUCAGUUCCCUUCAACCAAUGUGCUUUGUAAACCCG
Messenger RNA from Parus major (Great Tit), 5966 nucleotides. RefSeq names its product zinc finger protein 710 (gene ZNF710). The record is from RefSeq and is a predicted model, not a curated record. The coding region runs from base 3354 to 5336 and encodes 660 amino acids. NCBI's taxonomy places the organism in Eukaryota, Metazoa, Chordata, Aves, Passeriformes, Paridae. The transcript has 5 exons.